CACAGACCACACAACUUCUUGUCAUGAGUAGUUUAACUGCGCAUCGAUUUGGCGCACACUCGUGUCACGUGCCUGCUGACGCUAUGCGAUUGGCCAAACCCGCGCAUGCGCUGCACUCGGUAUUCCGUAGCUUUUUUAGCCAGCACGCCAGAGAGUAGCGCGAAGAAGACAGGCAGUAGGGGGUAUUCAUUCACGGGCUUCUUGAAAUUUCAUCUUUCCGUCCCGUUUCCUGACAAGGUAGCUUUCCACAUUACGGCGUUGUUUGUUUCGCAGUCGUCCGGCGCGGAGCAAAAGCAACCUGCGACGGGUUUUACUUUGUGGAUUUUUCAGAGGUCUUAUCUGUGAGUAGCAGUCGCUUGAAAUCACGCUGAUGGCGGUCACAAUUGAGGAUCUCUAUCGUAGCUACGGGAUCCUUGCUGAUGCCAAGGACAACCUCAGUCAGCACAAAGAUGCCUACCAGGUAAUAGUGGAUGGUGUGAAGGGUGGCCCCAAGGAGAAGCGUCUGGCAGCACAGUUUAUUCCCAAGUUCUUCAGCAGCUUUCCUGAACUUGCAGAUGCAGCUAUUAAUGCCCAACUAGAUCUCUGUGAAGAUGAGGAUGUUUCGAUCCGACGUCAGGCCAUCAAAGAGCUCCCGCGCUUUGCAACUGGUGACAACAUCCCCAGAGUUGCAGAUAUUCUCACUCAGCUUCUUCAGACAGAUGAUACGGCUGAGUUUAACCAAGUGAAUGCAGCACUUAUUUCUAUCUUCAAAAUGGAUGCCAGGGGAACCCUUGGGGGACUCUUCUCUCAGAUCCUGCAGGGAGAGGAUAUAGUGCGAGAAAGGGCCAUCAAGUUUCUAUCAACUAAACUGAAGACCCUGCCAGAGGAUGUCAUGACAAAAGAGGUGGAGGAGUACGUCUUUGCAGAAACAAAGAAGGUGAUGGAGGAUGUGACAGGAGAGGAGUUUGUGCUGUUGAUGCGUGUAGUGUCGGGUCUACGGGUACUGCAGACUGUAAAUGGGAGGCAGCAGCUGGUGGAGCUGGUGGUGGAGCAAGCUUUCCUGGAGCAGGCCCUCAACCCAGCUGACCCUGACACUGUGGACCGCCUGCUGCAGUGCACACGCCAGGCCCUACCACUGUUCUCUAAAAAUGUCCAUUCCACACGUUUUGUAACCUACUUCUGUGAACACGUCCUGCCAAACCUCAGCGCCCUGACAAGUCCUGUGGCUGAGUUGGACAUUCAGUUGGAAGUGCUAAAGCUGUUGGCUGAGAUGAGUCCGUUCUGUGGAGAUAUGGAAAAGCUGGAGGCCAACCUCAACAUGCUGUUUACCAAGCUGCUGGAGUUUAUGCCGCUGCCUCCAGAAGAAGUGGAGAAUGGUGAGAAUUCGGCAAGCGAGGAACCCAAACUACAGUUCAGCUAUGUAGAGUGUCUCCUGUACAGCUUCCACCAGCUGGGCAAGAAGCUGCCAGACUUCCUUCUUGACAAAGUGGACUCUGAGCGCCUUAAAGACUUCAAGAUCAGGUUACAGUAUUUUGCCAGAGGCCUGCAAGUUUACAUCAGACAGCUGCGAGUAGCACUGCAAGGAAAGACGGGAGAUGCUCUAAAGACUGAAGAGAACAAGAUCAAAGUGGUGGCCCUCAAGAUCACAAACAACAUCAACGUCCUCAUCAAGGAUCUCUUCCACAACCCUCCAUCAUACAAGAGCACAGUCACUCUGUCCUGGAAACCUGUACAGAAGGCAGAGGCUGUAGCGCUUAAGCGUCCAUCAACUGAGGAGAUGGGAUCAGGAGGCAGCACAAAAAAACAGAUCUCUCCUCAGUCCCGCAGGGAUGCACGACAGAUCUACAAUCCUCCCAGUGGCAAGUACAGCGCCUCCAUUGGAAACUUUAACUAUGAGCAGCGUGGUGGCUUCAGAGGAGGCCGAGGAAGAGGUUUCGGAGGCAGAGGCAACAGGAGCCGAGGCCGGAUCUACUGAGGCGGACACACAAACGCAGAGUACAUAUUGCUCAUAGAACUGCAUCACAUCAGGAUUUUUUUCCCACACCACCACGGACUAUUUUUCAUCUACUUAACUUUUUUUUUAUUAUUAUUAUUUUUUUUAACCUGUACGGAGGAUUUUUAUUUGCUUUGUUUUGGGAGGGGAGGGGAGGGGAAUUCUGCCUUCAGAACAUCAGAAAACAGACUUUUCUACUUGCCACUUCAGCAUUUACUUCCUGUAUUCUUCUCAUGUGUGGUCAUAAAAAAAAUGUAAAUGUGUUUUUGCCCCUCGAGUUUUAAACAUUAUUCUGUGUAUUUUUGUGGAACAAAAGACUGCCAAGUUGUAACUGAUAAAUAUUUUUGUCAGAUUGUAGUAGAAAAAGAUGAUGAUGAUCCUCUUGUUUUGCAACAUGUUAAUGAAUGCUUUUUGUUUCUGUUUUAUUUAAUCUUGGUUUUCUUUUUUUAUUUGAGUUUAAUUUCAAUUGGCUGAUUGUGCUACUUUGUAUGAAUCAAUGAAGUAGUUUCAUUGGAUUUUUAUGAUAAACUUGUAUGGAAGUAUGAA
Molecule: messenger RNA, 2518 nt
Organism: Haplochromis burtoni (Burton's mouthbrooder)
Lineage: Eukaryota; Metazoa; Chordata; Actinopteri; Cichliformes; Cichlidae
Gene: api5
Product: apoptosis inhibitor 5
Exons: 14
Coding region: 371-1954 (527 amino acids)
Biological process (GO): negative regulation of apoptotic process
Cellular component (GO): nucleus
Molecular function (GO): RNA binding
Source: RefSeq, a predicted model, not a curated record